UUGUUUUCCUGUGGAUUGCUUAGUGGUCGCCGCUCGAGCUGGACAAGUGGUGUGUUCUGAAUCUUGCCCCGUGGGGGGUCCAGGAUAGGAGGCAUUACCCUGAUCCACCAUGGCAGAACUCGAGGCGACCCCUUUGCCCGAGGGCAACGGUCUUGGCCUGCAGGGCGUAGUGGCCGCCACUAAAAUUGAUGCUGGCAGCUGCGAUCCGCCCCGUGACCCCAACAACUUCGACGACGGUGACGACGACGACUUUGGACACUUUGCCACUGCCACCACAGCACCUCCAGCGUCUGCAGCAGACGUGAAAUACAUUCCAGCAGCAGAUGAUGCGGUCACCUCUGAGGUGGCCGUAACAUGUGAUCGCACCAACGGGACAUUGUUGCCCAAUCAGUGUUUAGGUGACAGUGAUGAUGACAGUGAGACUAGUCAGGACACCAGCGGGCUUGCACGCCGAGCUUCGGCAGAACUGCCAUUCUCCAGCGAGACCAGUGGCGUCAAGAGGGAGGACAGCUUUGAUGACUUUCAACAGGCGCAGGCUGUAGUGCCACCAUUCGAGGCGGCGCUUGCACCAGUGGAUGAAGGAAGUGAUUUCGCUAACUUUGAGCAAGCAUGUGACGCAGUGGGGGCAGAUAGUUGUGAGUGGGGUGACUCCAAAGGGGGUGGUUUUGCGGACUUUGCAGCUUUUGGGGAUGCGUCGAAGACUGCCGUGGAGGAUGGUGACUGGGCUGAUGAUGGUUGGAAGUCAUUUGCUGGUGCAGAGGACAGCGGAGCGACAUCGGUUGUGUUACCUGUAGUAUUGCCACAAGAAGAGACUGUCUCUAGUCAGCUGGUGUCGGGAGAGGGCUCAUUUGAAAACCUGCUCCAGAGUGCCUACGCCCUCGAAGAGUUGAGUCCGGUCUCUGCAGAGGAUAAAGACAUUGUGGCUCUCAGCUGUUGCGAGGUUCAUGUAAGGCUGUGGGAGCAGCUCCAGGAUUUGGACCGUGCCCCAUCACUGAAGUUCAGCUGGAAUGGCUCACAGUCAUGUCAGCACCUGCUGCAGAGCCUGUCCAUUGACUCUAGGAAUAUUCUGCGUAACCCGUCAGUGCCGCUGUUUGCCUCCCACCUGGGUCUGCUGGAGCCCCAGCGGGGCGGCACGGCCAGCCCCUCUGCGGAGGAGCCAGCGUCCUCCACGCCUGUCCCUCCUCCGGCCUGCUCAGAGCAGGCCGGUGCGGACAGCGCCAUUCCUCCGGCUCAGUUUGACUGGACUUCGAGCGGCCUGGUAAACCCUUUGGAGCAGCCGGCUGCCUCGACGUUGCUGGACCUCGAAUUUCUUUCGAGCCUCUCGUCGGCCACCGUGGGCAGCAGUCCUCCAACGAGCAGUCUGGAGAAAGAAUUCCUGGGGUUGAGCGGUUCUGAGGAAGCACCAGUGUUGUCGCAGUCUUCUGCACCAUCAAAGCUACAGGAGCUGUUACGGAACAAUGUGUCCACCCUGUCGUCAACACGCCGUCGGCCCUCGCUGCUCAGCGGCGAAGCCCAGGCCAUCUUGGAUAGACUCCCAGACCUGUCGUUUAUGCAGGCGCGCGUGCUCAUGUUUCCGGUGCACUUGGACUGAUCCUUAUAUAUGAACGUGUGGGGCCUGAAAGCUACUGUCCCCAUAUUUACAAUGUAGGGGAGAGGAACUUGACAUGGCCCUCAAAUCAUGAGCUGAUGGUUGAAUUUGGUAUUAGUGCUCGGCCCAUUGGCAGGGCCACCUGUUGUGCCGAGAGGAGGUUGUGCUACGUUGACAAUUCCAUUCUUCGAUUUGUUCAAAUGUGUUCGGCGUGUUUUAAUUAGUGCCAUCAGUGCACAUUCUUUUUGCGAGGAGUAUUUAGGAACUAGAUGUAUGCGUAUGUGUUUCUUACCACCGAUAACUUAUUUUGUUUGUGUUAAGAGCAAGAGCACAAGUGGCAGACUACUAGGGUUUAGGGGGUGUGGUCUAUUAGAUAAGGGAAUAUGUACUACGUCAGUGCAGCACACAUCAGUGCUGGUCAUAUCCCGACACAAAACACAACUUGGUGCUUUGGUCAUCUCUCUCUAAGUGCUGAAACGAUAAAUGCUCCUGCCUUUGCGCCUAUAUGUGUUCUUGUGUUUUCUCAGCUCUUUCUGCGCUUGCCUAAUAAAUGGUGGAAUAUGGUGGAAGUGCAUGUGAUGGUACUUUCCUUGUGGCUUUCAAACACUUGGCCUUUGUGUAAUGUACCGUGUUUACACGAUUGUAAGUCGACUCGAAUGUAAGUCGACCCUCCCAUAUCGCAUGUGACGGGGAAAAGAAAAAGAAGAGCAUACCCAAGGGCGCAUUCCAUAACAAAAAUUUAUUGGUAGCUGGCAUGGUCACUGGACUACUCAUCUUCACUUGUGCCAUCGUCCUCACUAGUGCUGCCAUUGUCAUCCUUGCUAUGUUCCCACAGCGCGUCAUCGUCCAGCGAAAUUCCACAUUUGGCAAACGACUGCACCACGACAUCUUGUGGAACAGCAGCCCACGCCGAAUGCACCCAAGCACACACAGCCGUCAGGGAGGCUCUUCUGACAGGUCCGGUUGGUGUAAGUUCACUGUCUUCUGCCGCCAGCCACUCAUACUCACGGCGGAGCAGGUCCUUGAAAGGCGAAGAUCCGGGCAUGUUUCAUGACUAUGUCGCACUUCACUGGCAGGGACAGAUCACGCGUUUCUGCAACGUACACCGCAAGCUUGGCCUACAGCUCCGGAAAGCAUCCAGACUUCGGCCAGUGGGAAAUUCUCUUGCUGUCACAAGUGAAAAUUUUGCUUCGCCACAGUCGCCACUCUCGCACCACCUGUUCAGAAACAUCAAACUUGCGGCCUGCUGCGCAGUGAUUUGUGUCUUCGGCGUAAAGGAUGGCAGCCCUCUUGAACGCUGCUGUGAACGAGCGCCGAAUGUUUAGUGGGCCUGGAGCACUCAUGACUGAGGAAGCAUGGAAGUAGCUCAUAGCUGGCAGUCAAGUCAAAUGCGUCAGACUAAGAGCUACAGGGAAAGAGAAACAAACACGUGAGCGGUGUCUGCUCUUUCAUGAACUAUCGAUACUCCCCGCUAGCGUUGCCAUUAUAAGGGUGCUGCCGCAAAUGGAACAGUGGCACUUCCGUCAACUAUUGUCACCCCCCCAUGAGUGUUGUGUGCACUGUAAAACUCUCAAAAAUGUUGAAAAACCCUUCCGAAAAGCAAACAAACGCACGGUAUAGCGAAAAGCUAUGGGUAGGGCCAUAGAGCAAACAAAAUUGUAACUACGCUGUAGCUCUCCUGAUGUCUUGUUGGUCUUGCUUUUUUUUGCCGUGCCAUGUAUGUUUUGGUUUUGAUUGUAAGUCGACCCAUGACCCCCCCGCCACUUUACAUUUUCAAAUUUAAAAAGAUAGGUCGACUUACAAUCGUGUAAAUAAUGUACUUAAUUACUAAGGCCCUAAAGAACCUGCCCACUUGCAAAUGGGCCAAUUGCCCAUGUUUGAAUGUUGCUAUCAAAUCGGCAAGCCAUAAUCUGUUGUCUUUUAUCUGCCAUAUUUCAGUGGGUCAUUUUCAUCACUUCUGCAUUAAAAGAGAUUAUUCUGGAAUUAUGACAAUGCAUAUUUCGUGUCAUGUUUGUUGGAGCUUCUUUCACGAAAGCAAUGUCUUUGAAGGAUUAUUAAAAGACGUGAAGGCUUGAAGAGUUGAGGCAAAUCAGCUUUGUUUUUGAGGCACAACUAAACAAGAUUGGAUGUCUGGAAUGAAUGCUGACAUUGUGGUAUAAUACGUGGUUUAGGUUUCACAGGAAAUGUGCAAUAUAAAGAUUUGAGCAAGGUUGCCGAGAUUGUAAAGCAGUUGCAGCGACUGCUAGUGCAGCUUUUGAGGUGGUGCUGCUGGUUUCACUUCGUUCCUCCUAUAAAUGUUGUUGGAGCAGUGAUAACCACACCAGUGUUCUCCUUGAGGUUUCUCACUGCUGCGGUCCUCUUCUCUGUCUUUGUCAUCAUUUAGUGAUAGUCUUUCUACAUGGCUUGCUAGAAAUGUACUUUUUUUUUUCAAGGAAAUUUCUUGCUUGUGAUAAGUGCUAGGUUUCACAAGAUAUUGUUAUGCUAUUGCCUCUGAUAUUGUUCUGUGACAUGCAAAAACCUAGUGUUGCUAGCACAAGUUACUGCGUUGACGUGGUCUGCUGUUAAUGCAUUGCCAUUUUGACCAAAAGGACUGUUGUUUGCAUAUGUAGUUGCUGUAGGAAUGUACUUGUUUUUUAUUAUCUCUUUAUUGCGGUUUUAACGUAGAUCAUGUGAUGAUCUGCAUUGUGCCCGGCCAACAAAUUGCUACAAAGUGUCCAUUGUGCAGCUGUCACUGUGAAAGCUCAGGGCAAGCCCGGAAUAAAUGGUUUCACAGGAAA
This is a messenger RNA of Dermacentor andersoni, 4365 nucleotides long. It is a transcript of the gene Afti, whose product is annotated as aftiphilin. NCBI's taxonomy places the organism in Eukaryota, Metazoa, Arthropoda, Arachnida, Ixodida, Ixodidae. The record is from RefSeq and is a predicted model, not a curated record. Gene Ontology annotation, cellular component: AP-1 adaptor complex; trans-Golgi network membrane. Gene Ontology annotation, molecular function: clathrin binding. Gene Ontology annotation, biological process: intracellular transport.